This is a messenger RNA of Orycteropus afer afer, 687 nucleotides long. RefSeq names its product GID complex subunit 8 homolog (gene GID8). The record is from RefSeq and is a predicted model, not a curated record. The transcript has 4 exons. NCBI's taxonomy places the organism in Eukaryota, Metazoa, Chordata, Mammalia, Tubulidentata, Orycteropodidae. Bases 1 to 687 code for a protein of 228 amino acids. Gene Ontology annotation, biological process: positive regulation of canonical Wnt signaling pathway; proteasome-mediated ubiquitin-dependent protein catabolic process. Gene Ontology annotation, molecular function: protein binding. Gene Ontology annotation, cellular component: nucleus; cytoplasm.
AUGAGUUAUGCAGAAAAGCCCGACGAGAUCACGAAAGAUGAGUGGCUGGAGAGGCUCAACAACCUGCACAUUCAGCGGGCGGACAUGAACCGCCUCAUCAUGAACUACCUCGUGACAGAGGGCUUUAAGGAAGCAGCAGAGAAGUUCCGGAUGGAGUCUGGGAUCGAACCCAGCGUGGAUCUCGAAACGCUUGAUGAGCGCAUCAGGAUCCGUGAGAUGCUGCUGAAGGGUCAGAUCCAGGAAGCCAUCGCGCUGAUCAACAGCCUGCACCCCGAGCUCCUGGACACUAACCGCUACCUCUACUUCCACCUGCAGCAGCAGCAUCUGAUCGAACUGAUCCGGCAGCGGGAGACGGAGGCGGCCCUGGAGUUUGCCCAGACGCAGCUGGCAGAGCAAGGUGAGGAGAGCCGGGAGUGCCUGACGGAGAUGGAGCGCACACUGGCCCUGCUGGCCUUCGACAGCCCUGAGGAGUCGCCCUUUGGAGACCUCCUCAACAUGAUGCAGCGGCAGAAGGUGUGGAGCGAAGUUAACCAGGCUGUCCUGGAUUACGAAAAUCGUGAGUCCACGCCCAAGCUAGCAAAAUUACUGAAACUACUACUUUGGGCUCAGAAUGAGCUGGACCAGAAGAAAGUGAAAUACCCUAAAAUGACGGACCUCAGCAAGGGCGUGAUCGAGGAGCCCAAGUAG